This is a messenger RNA of Musa acuminata subsp. malaccensis (wild Malaysian banana), 756 nucleotides long. RefSeq names its product MYB-like transcription factor EOBII. Gene Ontology annotation, cellular component: nucleus. NCBI's taxonomy places the organism in Eukaryota, Viridiplantae, Streptophyta, Magnoliopsida, Zingiberales, Musaceae. The record is from RefSeq and is a predicted model, not a curated record. Gene Ontology annotation, molecular function: DNA-binding transcription factor activity; sequence-specific DNA binding. Gene Ontology annotation, biological process: regulation of DNA-templated transcription.
AUAGUGGAAGUUACGGGUGAGGCGAUGGAUGCGAAGUUUGGCUUGGGAACUCUGGAUAAUGAGGGCUGGAAGAAGGGGCCGUGGACUGCACAAGAGGAUAAGCUCCUCAUGGAGCAUGUCAACCUCCAUGGUGAAGGAAAAUGGAACUCGGUCUCCAAGUUGACAGGUCUGAGGAGGAGUGGGAAGAGUUGUAGGCUGAGGUGGGUGAACUACCUGAGGCCUGACCUCAAGAGGGGGAAUAUUACUACACAAGAGGAGAACAUCAUUCAAGAGCUGCAUGCCUUGUGGGGAAACAGGUGGUCCACCAUCGCCCGAAGCCUCCCAGGGAGGACCGACAACGAGAUCAAGAACUACUGGAGGACCCAUUUCAAGAAGAGCAAGCCGUCAAAGAACGUGGAGAAGGCGAGAGCGAGAUUCCUCAUCAGGCAGCGGCUGGAGGACCAACAGCACCAGGACGCCGAGCAGCAACAAGCGGACGUGAGAGCGUUCAUGGAGCAAGCGGAGGAAGCCACACCGGUGGAAGACAUGGAGGAGAUGACCUACUUGAACUCGGUGACCUUCAUGCUUCCGGGCGGCGGCUUCGACGGCUACCUGAGCGAUGGCUCCACCGAGGAGGGCUCGUGGGGAACCCUGUGGAAUCUCGCUGACGCACCUGAUGACACAUAGGGCGGUUCUCGUGGCACUUCUCGAUGUCAAGUACUCGAGUCCUUGCUGACAACAAUACAUAUUGGAGAGUAAUAAUAUAUGUUCCAUAAA